Messenger RNA from Diachasma alloeum, 2520 nucleotides. RefSeq names its product DNA-directed RNA polymerase III subunit RPC5 (gene Polr3E). Gene Ontology annotation, cellular component: nucleus; RNA polymerase III complex. Gene Ontology annotation, biological process: DNA-templated transcription. Lineage: Eukaryota; Metazoa; Arthropoda; Insecta; Hymenoptera; Braconidae. The record is from RefSeq and is a predicted model, not a curated record.
UGCACCGUUCGUGUCCCCAAUCUCGAUUCUCUCACUCCUCUCGUUAAACAAAUAAACCCCUAGAAACAAUAAACAAUACUCAGUUAUCAAUGAAAAUGGAGGCCUCGAGGUCAAUGGACACCGACGAUGAUCCAGUAGUGAAAGAGAUCCCGGUCUAUCUGUCAAAGACCCUCGCGGACAAACUUUUCAUCUUCCAAUACCCGAUAAAGCCAGCGCGGGAUGGCUACGACAACGCCGAGUUUUUGAAAACCGCUAUAAAACCAGAGAACCAAGAGGUUCGAAUAGAAGUGGGUAUCGAGCCCGGCGGUCCGAACUACGACCACCGAAAGGGUGAGCAGAUAGUUCUAAACGCAGACGGUCCCAUGGACAGAUUUGCGCAAGACACCAAAGACAGAUUAUUCGAAGGCGGCAUGAUGGACAGAAUAGUCCUCCAGUCCUCUAGAGCUUUGCCAGACUGCUCUAACUAUGCAGUGGGUAUCUUCCAAGAUGGUGAGCUGCACGUCACUCCCUUGAAAGGCAUAAUCCAACUGCGUCCCCAAUUCAACUACCUCGACUUGAGCGAGAAGAACGCGAAAGAGGAUGCCAAGAAAUCAGCGGAAGAGGAGCCUGAGGAAGAGGCAAGACAGGUGAACGUGACAUUUGCAAGGCAGAAGUCAGAGUGGGCCCAGAAGAGAAAGGAGCAGUCGUUCCAAGAGCACUCGAAGAAGAGUUCCGAGGAGAAGUGGAUCCACACGACUUACAGAAAUGUCAACAGCACUCAGUCAGACCUCACGAGAUUCGAGAUGUUCUGUGCCUUGGCUGACGACAAGGCCAACAACUUGAGACUCUCUACGAAGGAUUACGUCAAGCUUCUGGCACCUCCUGCCAAGCCCGAUGAGUACUCGAAAGCUAAUGUCCCUGCAUCAUCCUCUCUGACUUAUGUGAGAACACUGCCUCUACUGGAUCAGAUUCGAAUAAUCAUGAAGGACGCGAGAAUUCUAUCGUUCUUCCAACUCAGAUCGAUAAUAGCUUCUGAUCAUGAGACGUCAGCUAUUCUGAAGUAUCUGCAGCAAGUCGCUGUUUUGGUUCAGGGAAAUUGGAUAGUCAACAGUGAAUUGAUUUAUCCGAAAGAUACAAAAUCAUCACAUAAUGGGAUACCGGCGGAACUGAUGUGCAGAGCUAGGGAUUAUAUUCUGCUGCUAUUCACAGAGAAUGAGUUUGUGGAUAGGAAGGCUGUGUCAUCGGUGAUAAAGUUGCCGAUGGAGGAGAUCAAAGAGAUCUUCACGAAUCUAGCGAGGACUCAGCCCAAGAAGGGGUGGCAACUGAUUUUGCAAGCUAGCACGGAAUUCCAAACGAGGUACCCUGAGAUUGCCCAGAGGCAGGAGUUGUUCUGGGAGGCUAAGAGGAAGCAUCUGAAGGAUGUCAUGGAGGCACCCAGUCAACCUCCUCAAAGACAGAGGAGAAAGUCGAACCGGGAGUCUGUUGGAUCGGAGAAUGAGGAGAGGAAUGUGGGGAGGGGGCGAAAUCGGCAGAGGGACUCUUCCAUGUCUGAUGAUGGGGCUGGGGAGCCUGUGAAGAGUAAAAAGGGGAAUCGAGGGAGGAAAGCUUCGGAGACGACGUGACAUACUAGGAGGUAGUUAUUUAAUGGUGAUUCAACUUUGGAUACACGUCAUUUCGUUAAUGUCUUGGGGAGUAGGGGAUUUGAAAGAGAUUAUCGAAAGCUUUUCGAAGGAUAAUAUUAUUGUCUUUGUGAGGAGUCUCUUGAAAAAUUCUUUUCUUGGAAUUUUUCGCGUGGGAAUUGGUGUUGCAUACUCACCCAACUUGGAAACUUGAAAAUCACUACAAAAAAUAUUAUCCCGGGCUGUUGCGAUGGGUUUUUUUCACUCACAAGGUAGGCCAAUCGCCAUAGGAGUAAAAAAAACCCUUCGCAAUAGCCUGGAAAAUACUAUUUCAGCUCACAGGCUUCUGAGACAUUAACGAAGUCAUCUGUCUGCAAUUUUCUACUCUCGUUUUUAUUUAACUAUUCCAAUGAUGAGGCAGAAUACAGAGGAAGUUUAUAUUGACUGCGAACAACAGUAAUUUGAAUUUGUUUGAUUCAUUUUUAUUAGCUAGAUCGAUUCAUCCCAGAAAAUAUGAGCAAAUUAUUCGCUUAAGGAAUUUUGAGUAAUUAUAUGUGGUGAAAACAAUUCUCUUAAUUGAAAAUUUUCCACUGAUACUUUUUACAAGGUUUCGGCUAAUUUUUCGUAAGAAUGCAUGAAAAAUUCCUUCGGACUGUAAUAGAGAUUCUGAAUUAAUGAAGUUAUCUACGAAUUCAGAGAGAUAAAUGGGAUGUUUUGCUCUAGUAUGUGAAAACUGCCAGUUCACUUAACAAUAUUAUAAUUAAUGCCACUACUUCAGUUUUUCUAUUUCAAUAUUAAUGAUGAUAGAGUCGACACUGUGUGUUUAUUUUAUGUCCUGCGAGGCUGAAAUGUAUUCGUCGAAUACGUCAACACUGUAAAUAUACUGCGAUAUAUCAAGACAAGAAGAUUCAUAAAUAAAAAC